Messenger RNA from Venturia canescens, 8816 nucleotides. It is a transcript of the gene by, whose product is annotated as blistery. Gene Ontology annotation, molecular function: protein binding. Gene Ontology annotation, cellular component: focal adhesion. The coding region runs from base 1010 to 6118 and encodes 1702 amino acids. The record is from RefSeq and is a predicted model, not a curated record. The transcript is spliced from 22 exons. Lineage: Eukaryota; Metazoa; Arthropoda; Insecta; Hymenoptera; Ichneumonidae.
GAGGCGUGCUGGUCGAGACGGAGAGAGGGAAGGAGAGAGAAGCGCUCGCUCGAUCGAACCGGCACCAAGGCACCGACACGAAAUUAGUUUUUCCUUCGUGUUACGGUGCACAUUGCUUUGUAGAAUUUUUUUUUUUACGCAUACGCCAAGCAACGUAACGGAUGAGCAUUAAUGUAGUUUAACAAACUUUUCGAAGGAUCAAAAUCGAUAUGAGAAUGGUCAUAGUAUUUCGACGUGCGACAUUGACUUGAAUCAAAGAACGCAGGAGCCUCGACGACGAACUACGAAACCUUUCAUUUUGGACUGAUAAAUAAACGAUAUUAAUUUUUGUGUGCGAAAUCGAUUCCUCAUGUCCUUCGAAAUGCGACUCGAUUCCAUUCAAUUUGUUUUUUGAGUAACGUGUUUUUAUGCAGGAGAACAACAAAAAGUGAAGUGUACAAAUAAAAAUGUCCACGAUUAUAACGACGCUGAUAGCGAUGAACUUCUGAAAAAUUGUGUGCGCGAUAUUUUAAGCUUUCCGUCUGUAAUCAUUGUUUACGAAAAUCAGAUUAACACUCGGAAAAUCAUUGCAGUUCGAUUGCGUGGCAAUCCAAACCGGACAGAACUGCCAAAACUGUAAAAAGCCCUUGAAAACACCACUGCCAUACGAAUUAAAUCCGUCGUCGAAGAGACAAUAAAAAAUAAGUAAAACAUGAAAUAUCACACGCGAGUUUCAAGUAUUGCGACGUUUAAAAAAACGGCUCGGUAAUUUUGUCGUUGAUUUAAAUCGAGGAGGAGCGUAAAUGUAUUAAAAAUGGCGCCACGUGUCGAUCGGCGAAAAGCUGGACGCCGCACAAUGCCGUAAAAAAGGAAACGAGUAAAAAAAACAAGCGAUGACCGAAGAGAACUGACGUCGGACUGCCGAUUGCUUUCAUAAGAGUACUCGCGAAACACCGGAAGUACGGGAGGAAUUUGUUUCGGUUAUUGUUUCAUCCAAUACUACAGAACGAAUUAUAAAAUCGGAGACGAAAUGCCGUGGAUAAAGUGUUUGGGCGGAGGUGGCAGCAAGGCGAGGCGUGGAAAAUCGCUGACUGUAAGUCAACCAGUUCACCUGCUCGUCAAGAGUGAGUUCGAGCCUCAGUGUCACGUGUUUCGUACGAAACAACUGCGAAGAUCACGACCGUGCCAUCUUUGCCACCAAUCCAUAAUCAAACAGGCAUCUUGCUGCAGAGUUUGCAAGUACACUUGCCACAAAACCUGCGAGGACAAGGGGGCGAGAUUUCGAGACACGUCGCAACAGAUUCACAAACAAUGGCAAGCCGACCCGGCCAGGGCUUUUCCAUCGGUGGGCGGAGUUGUUGGUAAUUUGCAAACGUCACAAAGAAUCGUCGGUUCGAGUGACAUAUCGUCAUCGAAUUCGACAUCGAGUCCCAGCCCGAGUCCGACGAGCAACGGACAUCAAAUCACGCACAAUGGUAGCUACGAAGCUCAACCCAAUGGGAGGAGCUCCAUCGGAAUGGCUGGGGGUAAACAUUAUCAGGUGCAAAAAGCGCCAUCGGCAACUAUAUCGAGAACACCGGGCGUGGGCGCGGACGCCACGUGUACCGGCAAAUCCGGUGGCCGGGUCAGUGAAAUAAUGGAACUGUGCUACGUAACCGAGAGGAUAAUCGCGCUUUGGUACAGAGAAGAUGCUCAGGGCGUACUGGAGCAUGCAACGACACUCUUGCGAGGGAAGCACGCCGACAAUUACAUGAUCUUCAAUUUAUCGUCACCAGGACGAAAUGGCGAAUCCAACACUCGUGAGGUCGGCUGGCCUCAGGGCCUUGCACCGAGUCUUGAACGGCUGUGCGCCCUCUGCAAGGAGCUCGAUUCCUGGCUGAACGCGGCGCCGAACCGAGUCGUCGUUCUGCAUGCCAGAGGAGGAAAGGAACGUCUGGGCGUAGCAGUAUCCGCGUACAUGAAUUACAGCAGCAUAUGCGGUGGCCGGGAUCAAGCUUUGGACAGAUUCGCCAUGAGAAGAUUCCUCGAUGACAAAAUUGGGCAUCUCCAUGUCCCAUCACAUCGCAGAUACGUCGAGUAUUUCAGCGGUCUUCUCGCCGGCUCCCUGAGGAUAAGCCCAUCUCCGCUUUAUCUAACUCACGUUACAGUCCUCGGUGUACCACUAUUCGAGCCAACCGGAUGUCGUGCUUUUCUCAAAGUAUACGAAGGCCUCACGCCCGUAUACACUUCCGAUCUUUAUUCUGUUACCAACGCACGAGAAUUCACCAUCAAUCUUGGAGGCUUACGGCUUCGCGGUGAUAUACUCGUCAAAUGUUAUCACAGGGUUUACUCCAAACAGAGCCGGGAAGUUAUGUUCUCGCUUCAGUUUCACACUUGCGUCAUCACAGAAAAUGUCGUGUCGUUUCCGCGGUCGGAGCUAGACGUUGCUUGCCAGGACCCUCGCUGUCCAACCGACGGCGUCGUUACACUUUAUUUCGCAACUGAUGCGAGGCGUCAGGACGGUCCUAUACCAGCACCCACUCCCGCUGUGCCUCACGCUUCGGCUCAUCACGACCCUAUUUUGCACUGGGACAGCUAUACAAAUCUGGAAAAUAGCGACGACGAAGGUCGUGAAACGCCACUUUCGCCACCGCCACCAUCGAGUUCAUCGGUCCGCACAUCACCACGUGGAUUAGGAUACACAUGUGGUCCAAUAGAUGGCUCGCUGUACGCAGUGGUUAAUCAGGGUGCCGGAAGUGGUGCCCGGGGCUCCCCAUUGACGGUAUCUAUGGACAGUGGUAUAAGCAGCGCACCCCCGCAACGACCAAGUCCACCGGAGCCCGAGCCCGAGAGUCAGGCGCACGGUGAUCUCGAUAAGCUUUUGCACGAUAUGAUGCUGACUGUCGAGUCGAUGCCAGAUCCACCGAGCAGCGAGGAAUACAACAGACUAAAUCGACGAUCGGACAAAAUGUACAUUCACGAGUCACGUGGCUACGGGAACAGCAAUCCAGCCUCGAAUUAUUCGAGCGUUAAAGAAUCGAACUAUCGAAAUUACGGUUCGUCAAAACGCGACACAAGCCCAUCUCACAACACGAGUACCAAUAAUUAUGGUAGCCUUAAAAACGAGACAAGAAACAUGGACAUUGUUGAUUAUAGAAUUUCAACGGAUCGUAAAAAUCAUGAUUCCAUCUCAUCGAACCCGAAACAAAAUCAAUCUUUCUCACCGUCCGGUAAUAUUGAUUUUAUAGACGAGGACAUUCCUUAUCACGCGAGACAAACCAGUCAACCAUUUAGUUACGGUGCUACGAGCGAUAUGAUCAAACACCAAAAACUUUCGUCUCCGUCCCUCGUGAGAAAAGCUACUAUGAGAGCGACCACCAAUCCCGUCGUUGAUAUCGAUGAUAUCCUCGCUGAUAAUUCACGAAGACCCAUCAGUCCGCUCAGCCCACAUACGCCUGAUCCACCGCCCGAAUUCGCUAAUGGAUCUGCCAAACUAAAUUCUGAUCACGCUGAUGGACUCUCCUGGCUGAGACAACAGCAGCUGAAACUCGCGGCCAGGCGGGAUGAAAGAAGUCCAGGAAAAAUGUGGCGCCAAGAGAGCGGAAAUCGCGUGAUCGGCGAACUGCGAAGUCUUCAAAGAGGACGAUUGAGGCACGAUGGUUACGCCAGCGAUUCGGCUGUGCUCGAUGAUGACGACGAGCUUUGGACUACCAAUACCAUCUCGUAUCAGCAAAGCUCAAAAGGAGUUCCGCACACAUCGGCUCCAGCGAGUCCUCUUUUACCUCAAAGAUCGAGCAGCCGAAAAUUCAACGGUGGCAUGAUGAACGGAACACUGGGAAGACCUCGAGCCGAAAGUGUCAACGAGAGACCUUUCGUCUCCGUCAAACGAGCCUACGAAUUCCAGAAAUACAGCGACGGCCAGAGCCCUCAGACAUCCCCAAAUGGGGCACAAAAAACAGCACAGCAAUUAGGCGUAGGGCAACAGCAAUCAUUAAACAGCAGGGGCAUCGUGGAGAAGCAGCAGCAGCAGCAGCAGCAGCAGCAGCAGGAAGAGAUAACUAAUCGAGGAAGACAACAGCAGCAGCAGCCGCCUCGUCCCGAUUCGAGAAGCGAUAGUUACGGACGUACUGAGACGUUGCUGAGAGAGCACCGCCAAAAUUCGAGCUCGUUGACACCGUGUUUGAAUAAUUUACAGGAGAAUACAACAGCCCAAAGAUUUACGACGCAUCCUGAGUCGAGAAACGAUGGACAAGCUGUUACGGGCAAUUUUGAAACGACGAAAAACUAUUAUUCGGAUCACACGAUAAAUCAGGAUGCGAAAGAUAACGAGACGGGACUUUUGGCUGUCGUCGAACAAAAAACCAGCCGAGAAUCGAACGAUCCUCUCGUCAGCCUCAUGCGAUCGUUGGCCGAAAUGUCACCUGUCAAAAAAUCAAUAUUGACUAAUAAAAAUGAGAACAAUAAUCAUCUUCAAUUCCACCAUCAUCAUCAUUCUAUUUCCACGCCAUCGUCAACAACUUACAACAGCGACACCAACACUGACACUAACAGUUCCCCUAACCAGUCACCAAAAGCAUGGCAGUGUAGUACCCAGCCACCACAGAACGAUUCACCUUCGUCGUGGAUCGAACGAAGCGCCAGUCCCGGAAGUGCGGGAGUCGGAAAUGCCUCGAGGCCACAAACACCAGCAUUUCCGGUUCAUCCCCGAACACCGUACGUCAAUAAUUCAUCGCCUACAGUGACAUUUGCGGCAGAUCGUAAUUACGUCGUUUCUAACAAUAUCAAUCACGACACCUCGACUUACGCCAUCAACAACAAUAAUAUUCACAAUGCCGAUUCUCACGUCGGUAACAAUAUUAACAACAACAACAUACGUGGCUAUGUCGCUGAUCGGGCUAUUUACAUCGAGGAAAGACGAGACAUUAAUCGGGAGACGGGACUUCCUCCCAAGAGUCCGACGACACAGCGACGUUUGAGUUUUCCGGCAAGCGGUACGCUUAAGCAAAUGCAUAACAAACGAUGGCCACUCACUAACCAGUCGGCGUCGUUCGACUAUAGCAAGGACCGGCCUGUCUCACCGACGAGCGAUUCAACGAUUUCGGAAACACACACGGUCAUUCGUCAUACUGGAACACCGACGCAGGUCGAUUUUACCCAAAGUCCCAAGAGCGCUACUUCGUACAGUUCGGUUAAUAGCGGAGGUCAUUCGUCUCCUCAGGUACAACACUAUGGCUCGAGACGAUCGAGCAUUCACUCAAACACCGAGCCUCAGGAGGUUGCUGACGUAAACGUCAAGUUUGUAAGGGAUACGAGCAGGAUUUGGUACAAGCCCAAUAUUUCUCGAGAACAAGCUAUUUCAAUGCUCAAAGACGCAACGCCCGGUACCUUCGUAGUUCGUGACAGUAAUUCAUUUCCCGGAGCCUUCGGUUUGGCGUUAAAAGUCGCGACCCCGCCUCCUGGUGCACCGAGCAGUCCAAAAGAUCCAUCGAGCGAAUUGGUCAGGCAUUUUCUCAUCGAACCAACCUCGCGUGGUGUUCGACUGAAGGGUUGCGCUAACGAGCCAGUAUUCAGUUCGUUAUCCGCUCUUGUUUAUCAACACAGCCUUAUGGCCAUGGCGCUGCCUUGUCAAUUGUUACUCCCUGAACCCGAGGCUGCUGCUCGAGCUCUGGACUCACCGAGCUCCAAUAGUACGCAACAACUUCUCGCCCAAGGAGCAGCUUGCAACGUUUUAUACCUCUUUACCAUCGACACCGAGUCUUUAACAGGGCCACAAGCAAUUAAGAAAUCGAUAACGACCCUGUUCGAACAAAAACCAUUGCCGACGGCAACGAUCGUACAUUUCAAAGUUUCGACGCAGGGAAUAACGCUCACAGACAAUGCGCGCAAACUUUUCUUCCGCAGGCAUUACCCCACGAACAAUAUAAGCUACUGCGGUUUGGACACUGAGGAAAGAACGUGGGACUUUGUCAGCGAUGACACGGGACGACCGCUGAGUGCUCAUCGCUGCUUUGGUUUCGUCGCAAGAAAGCCAGCUCACAAGACCGACAAUCAAUGUCACGUGUUCGCCGAAUUGGAGCUCGGACAGCCGGCAACGGCGAUCGUGAAUUUCGUGAAUAAGGUCAUGAUGGGAAGUGCUGCGAUAAAAGCCAACAUUGUCUAAGCAUGGACAAAAAAAGGGUACGAAAACAAAAUCGAAAAAACUCAGCACCGAUUUUGUUUCUGGGACUAAAUAUAAAUCUUCGUCCUCGACGAAAUCGACGAGAAUCUCGAAACGCAUAGAUCUGCCUAGAAUUUGCCCCGCGAGCUCCGACGCGAUUGGAUCGAAAUCCAAUUAUACGAAAGAAUUACUUGACCCACCAAAAGGAAACGAAUAUGUGGACUCAAGUCUUGCAUGCAAUUGUACGAUUAGACAAAUGUUACCUGUUCUUCGUGAAAAUGUCCAUUUCUCAUAAACGAACGACGUCGGAACACGUUCGACGAUUUAGAAGAAACGAAAAUAUUAAUAUCAGUUGUAUUUAAUCCUCGGGUAGAGUUGAAAUAAUAGAUUCAUUUACGACACGCUGUCAACGCAUGCUGCACACGAUCGUGAAUGAAAAAGAAAGAAAAAAAAACGGAAAAAAAUCGAUGAUAAAACACAAACGCGAAUACGAUAAAGCGAGAUGAACUGUAAAGUCGAAACCUGCAUCUUCGGAACGCGUUGGAAUUCAAUGUGUUUCUCAUUGCAUUUGAAAUUCCAUUGCAAACAGUUGCAUUUCUUCUAUACAAAUUCAGCGACAGAUUCAACCGAAAAUGAUAGUCAAUUUUGAGCACUGCGAGACUCAACAAUUUUUUGACUUCUCAGAGCUUUUCGAUGAUACAAAUUUCGACAUUCUCGUGAAAAAAAAAAAAAACAGAUAGAUUGUCUGCGAAUUGAAAUCAUGAAUAUUACGAUAGAUCUAUAUGACGUUAUUGUCGUGGGUUCAUUGGAAAAAGAACCCGAAUGUUAAGUCGUUGCCACGUGCCCAUUAUUGUCAUAACUUUUAUCUUACAUACGAGAUAAACAAAAGAUGUUCAUAACUGUAAAUAACACUAAGGCCUUAGAAAGAGUGAGAGCGAGAGAGAGAGAGAGAGAGAGAAAAAAUAAAACAAAAAAAGAAAAAGAAGAAAGAUAGUGAGAAGAAGAGAAAGUAUUGAAGAAUUGAGCUGAAAAUUAUGAUUAGCUAAUUAAUCGAUAAUACCUUCUCUCGAAAUAAAUGAUAGAUAUUCGAGGAUAUGGGAUGGGGGAAAAGGGAUAAAAGAUAAAAAAAAAACCGCGAUUUUAACAACCGUUUCAAAUAAAUUGUUUUUCAGCUAUUUGAAAAAUAAUUUGAAGAAUAUUGGCGCAGAAUCACGACCGAGAACUUUAUCGCACACAAAAUUUGAUCCGAGCCUCUUGAAAUUUGAUUUUAGAAAACUACUUCAUACAUAUUUCUACGAAGGUCCGAAUAACGAGGCAAAUUUAUCUGAUAUUUGAUGAUUUUUUUUUUUUUUUAGACUUUUCUCGACAUCAAAGUUCUGACGAAACUGUUUGUUUGAAUGAAUUCAUGAAGUUGACCUGACUCUUAAUUUUUGAAGUUGUCGUGUGCGCAAAGCAUCCUCAGAUAUCUGGUUUACGAAAAAUCUUGAAAAUAUGUGUUACUCGAGUUAAGUGUACCGGAAGUAGAGCAGGGUCAGUCGAGAGAUCGUUCUUGCCAUAAAAGCGUGAAAAUCGUGUACAAUUAUUUAAUUCUUAAGCAUAAUUUCAAGGAGCGUUUAUCGUGAGGCAGAUGACGUGUGUUCAAGACUCGACGAAUUGAAGACAACAGCGCUCGCGAGUUCUAUAAUGGUAUCCGUGAGAGUUCGGUGUAUAGGACCGCAGAGGCGUCGAAAAAGAAACCAAAAAAUCGUUUAUCAAAGGAAGAAAGGAGAAUUUCCCCCCUCCCUGGCGAGUACUAAUGAGGAGUCAAUUAUUAAUCAAACUCUUUACCGAAAAAGAAUAUAAAAUAGGUCACGACGUCGAAGAAUGGAACGGCGUGACGAUUGGGCCCUCCUUAUAACGCGACGAGAAAAGUGUCAAAUGAAUUUCAAUAUCGAAUUCGCCAUCCUCCAGAGACGAGCGAUCGGCAACGAGUUCGAAAUCUUCUCUCGUUUCUCCCCCUACUUUAUCAUUCUUUUGUUUAUCUUUCGUUACUUCCAUUGCUUAUUCCUCUUUUUUUUACAUUUACGUUGAGGUGACAUUGUUAACAAAGACGUUUCUCUCUCUGCGGACAUGCCACAAACGUGCUAGUCAAAAUUCGAUCUAUCGGGAGGAUGGAAUAAUAUUCGUCGUUGCUGAAAGGGCCAUAUUCUAUAUCGAAGAUAAAACAAACCAUGAGAAUGUUGAAACCAACAAACGAGUAAUCCGCAGGCACACAAAACUAAUUCUAAACGAAUGUUGUACUAAUGAUAAUAUGUAUAUUCAUCCCAAGGCUUUCUGAGACGCGUUCUUUCAAAGUGUCAACCGAAAACCGAAUGAAAACUUCUAUCCCAAUCCCUUAACUCCUCCCUCGUAUUCCUCGUUCCUCUUUCUUUUUACGAAUUUAGAUGACUAACAACAGUCGGAUAUAAAAUACACGUUUAUGCUGUAACAAACUUUUAUUUAAUUACUUGAGUCAUUAUUCUUACUCAGUUAUGCUCUAUUUUUUUCGUCUGUACCUUCAGAACGUUAUUUCACCGUGGCGUACAGUAACAAUACCAACCCGUGUGUUUGUCACAUUAUUAUAUAUAUAUAUAUAUAUAUUUAAUUACAUAUAAUGAAACAUAAACAUAUAAAUAUAUAUAUUAAAAUAAUAAAGGAUACUCACUGCGUAAAAAGUCUAAAA